ACCGCCGUCCGUCAUCUCGCCAAACCGCCACCACCGGAAGCAAGCUCUCUCUCUCGCGAUAACUCUCUCUUCUCUCUCUAAUAUGGCUCCAAAAAGAACCCGAACAAGUGAAAAUGCCAAUUCCUCUCAAAAGCGAGAAGGUUCUCAAAAGAGGGAUAUGCGAUCCGGAACAAUCACUGAGAUUUUAGAGGCACCAACCGACGAUUUGAUAGAGGGACCGAUGAAACCCGUGAAGAUUGAUAGGCACGACGAGGCCUAUGCGAAAGCUCGACAUCUAAACACGAUCAAACAAUGGGGAAGCAAGUUCGUAUGUGAUCGCACUACUCGGCUGCUGGGAAUUCAAGCGAACGUAGACUACAUCUUUGAGAAAUUGGGCUGGGAGAGACUGUACAAAAGUCCAGAACCAAUCUUUAGAAGCAUCAAUCGGGAGUUCCUCGCGACCUACACUUGCUACUUCCCCGAGGACAAUUCCAUUGAGGACGCCUACAUGGAAUUUCGGUUGAACAAAAAAUGGGUGCGGCUCAACAUGUCCCAGUUUGCGGACAUCCUAGGCGUCCCCAAGGGAAUACACUCGCUCAUAUCGACGACAUCCGCCUACGUGUUCCAAGAAUUCUGGCAGAAAAUAGCCAUCCAAAAAUAUUCCAGUUCUGCAGACAAGAUUUCUUGGAUCCAGCACCCGGCGAUCAGAUACGCCCAUCAAUUCAUGUCUAACUCCAUAUUUGCUCGUGACGAACCGGAUAAGAUCCAUAGGCUCGAGAUGGGUUAUCUCUAUUUGGCGCUUCAAGAAUUUCAUGACGGGCUAUCACUCGAUGGAUGUGUGCGAGGGGGAUGGUCACCCAUGGAUUUGGCAUCAAGGGUAGCAAUCCAUUUGUACAACAUGGCCAACACGAAGGCUAAGGACGUUAAAAUAUGCGUUGGGGGAAUCAUCACAAAGAUAGCUCGGAGGGUAGACACGGGGAUUAUAUUCUACAAAGAAGACAUCAUUGAUGGAUAUGAUGCUCUAGGAUGA
Tarenaya hassleriana is the source of this 1009-nucleotide messenger RNA. RefSeq lists its product as uncharacterized. Bases 83 to 1009 code for a protein of 308 amino acids. The record is from RefSeq and is a predicted model, not a curated record. NCBI's taxonomy places the organism in Eukaryota, Viridiplantae, Streptophyta, Magnoliopsida, Brassicales, Cleomaceae. The transcript is spliced from 2 exons.